Messenger RNA from Umbelopsis ramanniana AG, 736 nucleotides. RefSeq lists its product as uncharacterized. NCBI's taxonomy places the organism in Eukaryota, Fungi, Mucoromycota, Umbelopsidomycetes, Umbelopsidales, Umbelopsidaceae. The transcript has 6 exons. The record is from RefSeq and is a predicted model, not a curated record. Gene Ontology annotation, cellular component: cytosolic small ribosomal subunit; ribosome. The coding region runs from base 15 to 614 and encodes 199 amino acids. Gene Ontology annotation, molecular function: structural constituent of ribosome. Gene Ontology annotation, biological process: translation; maturation of SSU-rRNA from tricistronic rRNA transcript (SSU-rRNA, 5.8S rRNA, LSU-rRNA).
UCCUUUCAUUCACCAUGGGUAUUAGUCGAGAUUCCAGGCAUAAGAGAAGUGCCACUGGUGCCAAGCGUGCUCAGUACAGAAAGAAGAGAAAGUUCGAGUUGGGUCGUCAGGCUGCCAACACCAAGCUUGGUCCCAAGCGUGUCCACGAAGUCCGCGUUCGUGGUGGCAACAAGAAGUACCGUGCUCUCCGCCUUGAUGCCGGUAACUUCUCCUGGGGUUCCCAGAACUGCACCCGCAAGACCCGUGUCUUGACCGUUGUGUACAAUGCUUCCAACAACGAGUUGGUCCGCACUAACACUCUCGUCAAGGGUGCUGUCAUCCAAGUUGAUGCUACUCCUUUCCGUCAAUGGUAUGAGGCUCACUACGCCAAGACCUUGGGCAAGAAGAAGGGUGGUGAAGCUGAAGCUGAGAAGAAGUCCAACCACGUUCAACGUAAGGUCGCUUCUCGCCAGGCUGAUGCCCAGGUUGACUCUCUCCUUGAUGAUCAAUUCGGUGCUGGUCGUCUUUAUGCUAAGAUCUCUUCCCGCCCCGGUCAAUCUGGCCGCUGCGACGGUUACAUCUUGGAAGGACAGGAACUUGAGUUCUACGUCCGCAAGCUUAAGGCUCGCAAGUAAACAACUCACACUUUCUGUCAAUUAUGUCAACAAUAAAAUCCUCGAAAGCUUUUGUACAUUUUUAAUAAUAUAACUCUGAUGUUGAAGAUCAAAUUGACUAAUAGUUAAUAUGCUCCAAUGGA